AUGCACCAACUUGAGCACGUCUUUUCCAGUGCUAUUAUUUCUUACACCAAAACUCUAUUAUAUUCACUAGUCUCCACUUCUUAUCUAUGCCAUUUCCGGUGGCUGGCCAACUCAAUUGCAACCUUCAAUAGCUUUGGACAAUGGUAUUCUUUACUCAAAAAGAAUGGGAUCAAAUAUCAACAGAGUCGGGGUCCGGAUAGGUCGGCACCUCCAACAAAAAAGGUAUAUAUAUGGGCUUUUGAAAGAAUAAUUCUUCAUCCAAAACCUGAUUUGGUUACUUUUCAUUUCACUGUUUUUUGCUAUACUCUCCUUCAUUCUUACUUCUUCAAUAUGGACGCUAUGAACAACACUCCUGCCACUUCCAACUCUUCUUCUCUUGUCAACAACGCUCCUUCCAAGCCUACUGUCACUACUAGCGGCGCUUAUUGGUACCAACCCAAACCUCCUGCAAUGUGUGUCAUUGCUUAAGUUUGCUUAAACAACUUUUUUGUCUACGCAGUUAUUUUACUUGAACUCGUUCUAGCUUUUUGAUACCAUUCUUAUUUUUUUUGAGCUGCCUUUAAUGAACACUUAAGGCCUAUAUUUAAUUUUUUAUAAUAAGAAUCUGCUUUUUGAACAGUCCAACUGAAUCACGUUAGUGUUCCUCUUAAAAUACAUGAAUAACCAGCCCAAUAGUAACAACAAUCAUCUCAAAAUAGUAACUAAAUUGAUCUACG
Schizosaccharomyces cryophilus OY26 is the source of this 716-nucleotide messenger RNA. RefSeq lists its product as uncharacterized. The coding region runs from base 1 to 468 and encodes 155 amino acids. Gene Ontology annotation, molecular function: mating pheromone activity. Lineage: Eukaryota; Fungi; Ascomycota; Schizosaccharomycetes; Schizosaccharomycetales; Schizosaccharomycetaceae. The transcript is spliced from 2 exons. The record is from RefSeq and is a predicted model, not a curated record.